AUGUCUUCUCCAGCAAAAGAUGAAGCAGAGCAGCUGCAGGAGCUGGUCCAACAGCUCGCUGCCGCUGCUAAAGAUUAUGUCCCCUCGUCAGGGCCCCAGAACUAUAUUGAUCGAUCCAAUAUCACCCGAAAAGCGAAGGAGAUAAUGCGUCUCAUGAUGGCACCCUCAGAUAUGCCGCUGUACCAUACUGUCAAUAUGAUCGAAGUCGUCGCCAUUCGAACAUUGAGAGGGUUGGGCGUCUUCGAGAAAAUUCCCGUCGAAGGCUCGAUUUCCCUGGCCGAUUUGUCCAAGGCGACAAAUGUUCAGGACUCACUUCUUGAACGUAUGCUCCGAUUGCUGGUCGGUGUUGGCUUUGUGGACCAGACGGCCGACUACAAAUACGGGCAUACGAAGUUUUCGAAAGCGUAUACCUUUCCAGUUCCUGGUCCUGGAAACCACUUCCAGAUGUUGUUCGAUGAAAACUUCUCGACCAUGUGGAAUUUCCACAACUACGUGAAGGAAGUCGCCGGUGGUGGGAUGCCAUCAGAGCCAGACGAUUCUCAAAAUAAUCCGUACACUCAUCGGCACGGUAUGGAUGGACGGCCGGUUUGGGACGUCCUGGCCAAUUUACCGGACCGUCUCAAGGCAUUUCAGCUCGGAUUCAUGGCUCAAGAAGACUCAGGUCCCAUUAUCGGCUUCUUUGACUAUGCCGCUCUCUUUGAUCCCGCCACUGACGGUGACAGACCCACUCUGGUGGACGUCGGUGGUGGCCAGGGCCAAUCCAUUAUGCAGAUUCUUCAGGCGACUCCCAGCCUGGACCCGAGCCGAAUGGUCUUGCAGGAUCUGCCGGAACCCGUCCAGCAGGCGCAGGAGUCGAAGAUGUUGCCAGAAGGCGUGAGAAUCAUGGUCCACGACUUCUGGACCCCUCAGCCGAUCAAGGGAGCCAAAGCGUACUUCAUCAGGCGGAUCAUGCACGACUACUCGGAUGAGAAUUGCACCAAGAUCCUGCGUCAGAUCAGAGAUGCCAUGAGCCCGGACUCCAAGGUUCUGAUAGCAGACAUGGUGAUGCCCAAGCGUGUUUCCGAAGCAGACUUACCCGCCGCAGCCAUGGACAAUUGUAUGAUGGUGAUGGGAGGAAAGGAACGUACCGAAGAGAAUUUCAGCAAGAUUUUAUCCAAUGCAGGCCUGAAACUGUCCAAGGUAUGGCGCAGCAGAGAGGGAGGGGCUACUGGAAACCUUGUUGAAGCCAGGUUGAUGGACUAG
This is a messenger RNA of Rhinocladiella mackenziei CBS 650.93, 1242 nucleotides long. RefSeq lists its product as uncharacterized. Lineage: Eukaryota; Fungi; Ascomycota; Eurotiomycetes; Chaetothyriales; Herpotrichiellaceae. The record is from RefSeq and is a predicted model, not a curated record. The transcript has 4 exons. Gene Ontology annotation, molecular function: O-methyltransferase activity. Bases 1 to 1242 code for a protein of 413 amino acids.